Molecule: messenger RNA, 767 nt
Organism: Saccostrea cuccullata (small rock oyster)
Lineage: Eukaryota; Metazoa; Mollusca; Bivalvia; Ostreida; Ostreidae
Product: caspase-8-like
Exons: 6
Coding region: 82-747 (221 amino acids)
Biological process (GO): positive regulation of neuron apoptotic process; apoptotic process; proteolysis
Cellular component (GO): cytoplasm
Source: RefSeq, a predicted model, not a curated record
UCCUCCGGGUGUUCUAAGUACCAUGUUCGCCACUCUGGCUUUGGACCCUUUACAAAAGGUGCUUUCUCUGAUCGCUACAGAAUGAAAAAUAUACCCAGGGGUGAUGCUAUUAUCAUCAACAAUGUAAAUUAUGGAGGUUCGAAUAAACGAAAAGGAAGUGAUUCAGACGCAGAGAAACUUACAAAGAUAUUCCACGACGUUUAUUUUAAUAUUUCAAUGAAAAGAGACUUGGAGUCCCAUGAAAUAUUUGAUGUAAUACGAGAAAUGUCAUCAAGGGACCAUAGUGAGUCUGAUGCAUUUGUAUGCUGCAUAUUAGCCCAUGGCUCAGAGAAUGCUGUUUAUGGAAUAGAUCGGAAGGAGAUACAAAUUCGUGAUGUUAUCAACCUAUUCAUAGGCACUCAUUGCAAAAGUUUGGCUGGAAAACCCAAGCUGUUUUUAGUUCAAGCUUGUCAGGGUGAUGAUGAUCAUAUCAUGGUGCGAAGUCAACGGGACUAUGUAGCUGAUGGGAUUAAAUAUGUACCUAACGAAGCUGACAUGUUGUUAGCUCUCUCAACAAUGCCCGGCUAUUACUCAUAUAGGAAUGAGAUUCUCGGUAGCUGGUUUAUCCAAUCGUUCGUCAAACACUUCGCUGAAAACUACAAAAAUACACACCUUUUGGACAUCCUUACUUUGGUAUCGAGUGAGGUAUCAGAACGUGGACAAAUGCCACUUGUAAUCAGUACCUUGCGCAAACAUCUGUACUUUUGACUUGAAAAAUGUGACUGAUU